Messenger RNA from Didymodactylos carnosus, 685 nucleotides. Lineage: Eukaryota; Metazoa; Rotifera; Eurotatoria; Philodinida; Philodinidae. The record is from the annotation of a GenBank genome assembly.
AUGCAGAAAACAGAGGAAGAUGCAGAUCGAGUGAAAAUGAUUGCAUUUAUAAAUAUGAAAUCUGGUGGUCUACAAGGACAACAGGUUUUCGACGCAUUAGUAGCAAAACUUGGCGAACAAAAUGUUUAUGAUCUCAUUAAAGACCACGGGCCUGAAAUAGGACUCAAACAGAACAGGCAUCAAAAAAAUUUACGUAUUAUUGCGUGUGGGGGCGACGGUACUGUUGGAUGGAUACUUGCAGCAUUGGACAAGGCGAAUAUGCAAUAUCGCGAUUUAGUUAGUGUUGGAAUUAUACCGCUGGGCACUGGCAAUGAUAUGGCAAGAUUUUUAGGUAUGGGUAGAGGUUAUCAAGGAGAAAAUUUAGUACCAGUUAUGCGUGCAUUGACCGAAGAGUCAACAAGACUAUUAGAUCGAUGGUCAAUUGAUGUUGAACCAACAUCAUUCACUGGAGAUACGAAUAUUAAAUUGCCACAACCAGUAUUCAAUAAUUAUAUGAGCUUUGGCGCUGAUGCACAGAUCGGUAAGAAAUUAUAGAGAAAAUAUUGCUUUUUCUGACUUUAAGGUUCAGCUAAUGCAAACUUACAGUGGAAUUCAUUUUUGACUUUAUUAUACGUAUUCAGAUUCAGUUUAACGAGCUGAUUACGAAUAACAUCUUCCGAGCCUCCAAAAGUCAUUUCUUCGUGGA